CCAUGACUCCUGCUUGGUUUCGGCUACUUCCGGUCCGGCCUCCCCGCACUUCCGCCCGGCCGUGAGGGCAAAGGGAGAGUGGUUCCGGGGCACAGUGGCGCCAUUGCGGAGCGGCGGAAUGGAGAUGGAGCGCAUCGAGCUGCCGCCCCCCUCCCCGCGGGUGCUGCCGUUGGCGCUGCUGGAGCUGGGCUGUGCCGGCACCUUCGAGCUGCUGGUGGGACCCCCGGGGGGGGCGCGGGGACCCCCCCACCGAGCCACCCUCCCCCUGGGGGUCCCCCCUUUUGCCCCCUCCCUUGUUUCGGAGCUGGAGCAGCAGCUUUUGGGGUCCCCCGAGUGGCUGCCCCCCCACCAGCACGAGAGGGCCCAAAGGUCGUGGCUUCGGGCCCCGGAGCCCCGGAACCUGUUUGCCCUGGACCCGACCCCGGCUCUGGGGGGGCUCCGGGCUCAAAGGGACCCCAAAAGCGGCUCCUUGAAGGGCUUCACUGAGGAGCUGCUGCCCAAUGUGGGGUUAUCAGCCAAGAACUCGCUGUCGCUGCGGCGCCCCCCCGGCCCCCCCCAGGAGAAUCUAUGGGGCAGCUCCACCACCUUCCCCUUCUGGCCAGCGGGGCUGGAUGAGCCCAGCCUGGAGCAGCUCCGUGUCCAUGGGGAUGAAGAGGAGGACAUUGACUUCGACACUGACCUAUUGGUGACACCCCCAGGGCUGAAAAGGGGCGUCGAGUACAAGGCCUCAGUUGGGGGCCGGGGGGGGCCCUUAUCUCUCUCCAGCCUCCUUCAGACCCUCGAUACCUUCGACUUGGGGGGGGCUGAAGACGAGGCGGCAGAGCCCCCCCAGCCCGCCCUGGAGCCCCCCCCGGCCCCCCCAGAGGAGCAAUGGGCUGUGGCCAUUGACACCAGUGGCCCCGUGGAGGACUUUGAGCGGCUCGUGCCUGACCCGGCCUUUAAGUGGCCGUUUAAGCCGGACCCGUUCCAGCUCUGGGCCGUGCUGUGCCUGGAGCGGGGCCAGUCGCUGCUGGCGGCCGCUCACACCUCCGCGGGUAAAACCGCUAUUGCCGAGUACGCCAUUGCCCUGGCACAGCGCCACAUGGCCCGCUCCAUCUACACGUCUCCCAUCAAGGCUCUUUCCAACCAGAAGUUCCGGGAUUUCCGGAGCACGUUCGGCUCCGUGGGGCUGCUCACGGGGGACGUUCAGCUGCACCCCGAGGCCUCCUGCCUGGUCAUGACCACCGAGAUCCUGCGCUCGAUGCUGUACAAUGGCUCCGAUGUGAUCCGGGACCUGGAAUGGGUCAUCUUUGAUGAGGUGCAUUACAUCAACGAUGCUGAGCGAGGGGUGGUGUGGGAGGAGGUUCUCAUCAUGCUGCCCGAGCACGUGAAGCUCGUCCUGCUCAGUGCCACCAUCCCCAAUGCCCUCGAGUUCGCCCAGUGGGUCGGGCGCACGAAGCGGCGGUGCCUGCGGGUGCUGAGCACCCAGCGCCGGCCGGUGCCGCUGCAGCACUUCCUGUACACGGGGAACGGGCCCCGCACCCGGAACCAGCUCUUCCUGCUGCUGGACGCGCACGGGGCGCUCAGCACCCAGGGCUACUACGCCGCGGUGGAGGCCAAGAAGCAGCAGAGCAGCAAAUCGGGGCAGAACUUUGGGGCCAAACACCCCACGAUGGCACCAACCACCCCGGGCCAGGAGCGGGGGAUGUGGCUGGCGCUGCUGGGGCUGCUGCAGGAGCGGGAGCAGCUCCCUGUGGUCGCCUUCACCUUCUCGCGGAGCCGGUGCGAUGACCACGCCGCCGCCAUCGGCCCCAUGGAUCUGCUCAGCCCCACGGAGAAGGUGCGGAGCCGCCUCUUCUUCCAGCGCUGCAUCGGCCGCCUGCGGGGCCCCGACCGCCGCCUGCCCCAGGUGGUGGCCAUGGGGGAGCUGCUGCAGCGGGGGGUGGGGGUGCACCACGGGGGGGUCCUGCCCCUGCUCAAGGAGGUCGUGGAGAUGCUCUUCAGCCAAGGGCUGGUCAAGGUGCUGUUUGCCACCGAGACCUUCGCUAUGGGGCUGAACAUGCCGGCCCGAACCGUCGUCUUCGACUCCAUCCGCAAGCACGACGGGAGCAACUUCCGGGACCUGCUGCCAGGCGAGUACAUCCAGAUGUCAGGCCGCGCCGGGCGCCGGGGGCUCGAUCCCAUGGGAACGGUCAUCAUCCUGUGCCGGGGUUCUGUGCCCGACCUGCCCGACCUGCACCGCAUGAUGCUGGGGCGACCCACACGGCUGCAGUCCCAGUUCCGCCUCACGUACCCCAUGAUCCUGAACCUGCUGCGGGCGCAGGAGCUGCGGGUGCAGGACCUGCUGCGCAGGAGCUACGCGGAAUUCCCGCUGCGCAGGGAGCAGGAGGCCCAGGCUCGCCGCGUGACCGAGCUGCAGGGGGCGCUGUCGGCGCAGCCGAGGCUGGAUCCCGGAAGUGACGUCGGGCUCUACCAUGAGGUCGUGGGGGAGCUGCGGAGGAACCGGAAGGAACUAAUGCGGCGCCUGGCGGACUCGGUGUCGGGGCUGCGGGUGCUGGUGCCCGGGCGGGUGGUGGUGGUGAGCACCCCCCGGCACCGCAACGCGCUGGGGGUCAUCCUGCAGGUGACCCCCGCGCCCUCGGGCCGCACCUUCACCACGCUGGUGCUCAGUGAGAAGCCCCCCGAGGGGGGGGGGGAGCCCCCGGCCCCCCCCGACGCCCCCCACCCCGAGGAGCUGCUGCUCACCCGCCUCUUCCUGCCCGACGGCCCCUGUGGGCACGCUCUGGAGCAGCUCCAGGCCGAGGAUUUUGGGGGGGUCACGACCAAGAGCCUGCGGGUGACCCCCGAAACGCUGCUGCAGGAGCUGCGGCCCCGCCACCACCACAGAGACAGGCCGGCGCUGGGGGCGGCGCUGCAGGAGCUGCUGCGGCUGGCGGGGGGGGGGGCGGCGCCGGCGCUGCUGGACCCCGCCGGGAGCCUCCGGGACCCGCAGUCGCUGGCGGCGGCCGCGCGGCUCCGGGAGCUCAGCUCCCGCCUGGGGGCGUUCAGCUGCGUGCACCGGCCCCGCUUCCGGGAGGAGUACGAGCAGUUCGGGGCGCGCCGGGCGCUGCAGCAGCAGCUCGAGCAGCUCCAGUUCCAGCUCUCGGACCAGUCCCUGCUGCUGCUGCCCGAGUACCACCAGCGCCUGGCCGUGCUGCGGGCGCUGGGGUACGUGAGCGAGGGGGGCGCGGUGGCGCUGGGGGGGCGCGUGGCCGCGGGGCUCAGCACCCACGAGCUGCUGGUGACGGAGCUGCUGCUGGGGAACGUGCUGGCGGCCCUGAGCCCCGAGGAGAGCGUCACCCUCCUGGCCUGCCUCGUGGGGCCGGGGGGCCCCCGCCAGCCCCCUCCCCGCAUCACCGCCCCCCUGGAGCAGGCCGUGCAGCAGUUGGUGGCCGUGGCUCAGCGCCUGGCGCGGCUGCAGCAGGAUUGUGGCCUCAGCACCAGCCCCGAGGACGUGGAGCAGCAGCUCAGCUUCGGCCUCAUGGAGGUGGUGUACGAGUGGGCCCGCGGCGUGCCGUUUGCGGACAUCCCGCGCCCGGCGGGGGUGCAGGAGGGGACGGUGGUUCGGUGCAUCCAGCGCCUGGAGGAGAUGUGCCGGGAGCUGCGGCAGGCCGCCCGCAUGGUGGGGGAGCCGGCGCUGGCCGCCAAGAUGGAGGCGGCCUCCACCAUGAUCAAGAGGGACAUCGUCUUCGCCGCCAGCCUCUACACGCAAUAAAAGGCCUCAAGGAAAACCCCCCCC
This is a messenger RNA of Strigops habroptila (Kakapo), 3757 nucleotides long. RefSeq names its product Ski2 like RNA helicase (gene SKIC2). NCBI's taxonomy places the organism in Eukaryota, Metazoa, Chordata, Aves, Psittaciformes, Psittacidae. The record is from RefSeq and is a predicted model, not a curated record. The coding region runs from base 119 to 3733 and encodes 1204 amino acids. Gene Ontology annotation, biological process: nuclear-transcribed mRNA catabolic process, 3'-5' exonucleolytic nonsense-mediated decay. The transcript is spliced from 29 exons. Gene Ontology annotation, cellular component: Ski complex. Gene Ontology annotation, molecular function: RNA helicase activity; RNA binding; ATP binding.